AAGAAUACUCAGCGACGUUUGCAGGUGACUCUGCUGGCACAGCAACCCAAGACAACCGUGAGGAAUACCCAGCUUUUCGAAGAUAACAAGUGGGAUGUUAAAUCAACGAUGACAACCUCCGCACGAUUUCGACCUCACAACUUGAAAGAAAAGGAAGUGAAACGCGAGAGUCGUUUCGAUGAAAUACCGCCGACUUACACACCUUGGUCUAAGUAUGACGUCAAGGACGCAGCGAACAGUCCCAGGCCCCCUUGUCGUGAAUUGCAACUGGAUGACGUAACAAAGAACCAAAGUUUCUUUGAUAACUCAACCAAAGUGGAACGUCCAUCAGCACUUUUUGAUUUGGAUUCUGCAGCGCAAGCCUUGAGUAAUAUGGCUAAGGUAAUGUACGGUAAAAUGCACCAGAUAAGGAGUAAGGAGUCACACGUUUCAAACUUUUCCCCCUCUACGGCUAACAUAACCAUUCGAUAACUAUGAUUGGCUAACAUAACCAUUCGAUAAAUAUGAUUGGCUAACAUAACCAUUCGAUCACUAUGAUUGGCUCGUUAGUGAGCAUGGACAUGUUUGUGUUCGGUCGAUAGUAACUUUUUUAUGUCGUCGUUGCUGAAGCAAAAUAUUCCUAUACUAUUCUCUGCUUAUACGAAUUUCAUAAAUUUUCAGAGAAAAAAAGAGCGCGUCGAAUAUCAAAGAAGAAUCGACUCCAUCCUACAGAUUGUAAAACGAAAAGGAAAGCGAACGAGAAAAACGAAGAACACGAAUUCGAACGCACGUAGGCCGAUGAACGCGUUUAUGCUUUUUGCAAAACGUUACCGGCUCGAAAUCACGCAAAAACAUCCGGCAAAAGAUAACAGAGCCAUAAGUGUCAUUCUUGGUGAUGAGUGGCGAUCGCUGAGUUCAGAAGCGCGCAAAGUCUACAUCAUGGAGGCUAAAACUUUGGCCGAAGAACACAAGAGAAUUUAUCCGGACUGCUGGAAGCGCAAACGGACUCAAAUGUCCUCAAGAGGCAACAGGAAGCACUAGUUAGGAAAGUUGACGAAAUGUAUGUAUAUAUAAACAGCACAAUACCUACACCAACUAUAGCUAGUAUUUUUGGUUUCUCUAACGAUAAGUUACGCACCUCAUCGUGACUUUAAGGCACACAUAAUGUAAAUAGAUAAAUUUCAACAAAAACGAAUGAAGUUGGACGUGGCUA
Xenia sp. Carnegie-2017 is the source of this 1192-nucleotide messenger RNA. Its product is annotated as HMG box-containing protein 1-like. The record is from RefSeq and is a predicted model, not a curated record. The transcript is spliced from 5 exons. Gene Ontology annotation, biological process: regulation of transcription by RNA polymerase II. Gene Ontology annotation, cellular component: nucleus. NCBI's taxonomy places the organism in Eukaryota, Metazoa, Cnidaria, Anthozoa, Malacalcyonacea, Xeniidae. The coding region runs from base 592 to 1020 and encodes 142 amino acids. Gene Ontology annotation, molecular function: DNA-binding transcription factor activity, RNA polymerase II-specific; RNA polymerase II cis-regulatory region sequence-specific DNA binding.